GAUCUGCGCUGGUCAUAUACGCCUCAGCCUGUUACCGAACAGAAUGAAAAACUGCCUGAUCCGAGAAUGGCUAAUUCGGGUUGUCUUGUACGUGACAAUGUGGACCUUGUCAGGUGCAAUGGCCGUCGAAUCCUGGCAAUUGAAAAUUACCCUGAGAGAUCAUCCAUUAGCUGGGACGGGUCUUUAUGUGAAGGUCAAACUUCACGGGAGUCUCGGCGAUAGUGAUUACCUCAACAUGGGAAGUGUACCCAACCCUUCCCCAAAUGAUGUACCACCAGUGAUAUUUGAAAAGAUCUUGAAUUCGUCAAUACAAGUUGGUCGGCUGAACGCCUUAGGCAUGGGCAUGAUCGACGAUUCGGAUCCAAUUUUGGUAAUGAAGGUCGAAGUGUCCAACAACGACACGACCUAUGUCUUUGAACGUAAUUUUGGAUUUAAAAUCAGCUCUAGUACCAAUUACAACCUCAAAACAUGGAAGACUUCAUGGGAUGAUUGCCGCGAGGCGAAGUACUGUAAAAUGAAAGACAAUAAUUUAGGAACCCUCAUUUCAUCAUCGGGGAAAAGAAACAAGUUUGAUUGUGGGUCAGCAUGCUCCCUGGAGGAAAACUGCCAUGCCUACCGUAUGCACGCAAAUAUGUGCGAGUUGUACAGUGAUGUUCAACCGAAAUCUCCUGGCCCGUACCUUAGAGUAACCAGACAGGUUACUCUAAGCGCGUACGAAUAUCACAAAUUGACAUUUCUGAGGCGAUACGACGGAUGCGUGGGGCGCUGAAGGAUGAUGCCUGUCCUCGUUCUAACCGCUAUUACAUAUGGACAACAUUAUUUUUUCAGAUGCAAUGUCGGUCUCAAUUGAGUUGUUCUACUAUUCAUGUAGUAAGCGUCUUGACCCCAUGGAGAAAGCAUGAAGGCCUUCACGAAGGUCGAAAUAAUGUGACGGGAUGUUUACACCUAUUAAUGCCUUGUUGCGUAGUUGCUUAGAUGCAUCUGUCCGUAGGUUAAACUAAAAAAUCAUGGACCAUUAAACAGCGGAUGCAAGAUUUAAUUGCGACUCGCCAGGGAAGCAUUGUUGUUGUCGUUAGUUCUACUUUUUGACUGCAUUCCAAGUCUUCCGUGAUGGGAUAUGCCCUCUCCCUCUUACGCAGAAGGAAUCUGGAACGCCAAAGAUGCCGAUUCACAGCAUUUUAGUCGAAAAUGUACAUGGACACGGUGCUCUGACCUGGUGCACAAUGCACAUAGGCGCAGUGUUCUGACCUGUUUUUGCCCUUAUCAGUGUGCCAAUUAUAACGAGUGUUGUGAAGCGAUUUGGUGUAACAGUAAUCACUGCCAACUAAAAAGUUUCUGCCUCAUUGUUCGAUGGCGGAGGAAUAAAGCGCCUGCUUUAACCAGUUUUAAAUUAAACGCUUUCAGUGGAAUAUCCUGUCCCGCUGAGAUGCUCUAUAGGGGUGAUACUUACACCCCGGGAAAUAUUUUAUCACGACAUUAAAAUCUGAAAGCAAUGACAUUCAGAACUAAUGACAAAUCAAUCGAUUUGCCAAGACUGACCAAGUCAGACCAGCGAAUGAGCCGAGUUGGCAGAAGACUAAUGCAGGCCAUCGACCAAGCAACUGCCUUCAACUGCACAGUAUAAACUGUAGCUUUCUGACUUUUGUAGCACCACUAAGUUUUAUUUCGGCCACAGCAAAUAGGCUCCAUGCUCAUGUGUUGGCCGAAACACUCUUUAAGGUUUUUCAGCAGCUCAAUUAAAGCCUGAGAGUGGUGAACAGCAAAUAGUGCAUCUUGACCCUCUGUGACUUUGGUAGACAUACGCCACUACCCGAGCAUGGAAAAGUGGUGCAUUCAAGUGUUGGCUAUUCUGGUUAUCGGGUGCAUGACGAUAAGGAGGCUAUCAGCUCUAACUCCACAAACCUGGAGCUUGACGAUUACCUUCAUGAGUAUGUCAGAUGCUGGGACUAGUCUUCCUGUCAAUGUUACCCUAACUGGGUCUUACGGCAUCUGUGGACCCUUGUCUAUCGGGAGUUUGGACAUACCCGACAUCGCCUUCCCUAACUUAAUAGUCAUUGAAAAGAUUAUUAACUGUAACGCCCGUGAAAUUGGCCGACUGAAUGUUUUAGAGUUUGCAAAGGUUGACAAAUCGGAUCCAAUAAUUUUAAAGAAGGUUGAAUUGGCCAAUAGCGUCACAACAUUCGUUCUACUUGAUUGGUUGAAUACCGCAUAUGGAUCGAGCUUUCAUCAAUAUAAAAAAAUGAUGACACACUCCCGCAUCAGUUGCGUGGAAGGGGUGUUCUCCACUAUGUACGACAAGAAUGUAGGAGGGCUGCUUUCCACUGUGCAGCGGUUAAACAGGUUCGAAUGCGGGGCUAGGUGCGUUCGGAUUGCCCACUGCCAUGCCUAUAUUCUGAAGGGAAAUGUGUGCUUGUUGUAUUAUUACGACAAAUCGCCUGAUCCCCCCGUGCCGUACGAACAUUAUUACAAAUUGAAACGUCUGCGGCUAUACGCAGAAGGAUGCAAAAUUUAGUCAACGUCGGCGCAAGAUAUUUGUAAUUUGACGCUGAUAAGAAUAGUGAUUGUAAAACAUAAUGCUCUAAGAUGAUUCAGUUUUCGACUUUCAUCAUUUGAUUUCUUGUCAGAUAGCUCUGUGAUCGAAAAAAACACACGUAUUUUCAUGGCCAAUGUCACCGAACAAUUAUCCGCCGCGUAUGAACUUUGGUAUCAGGGUCAGCAACAAUAUCAAUAAUUCCCGUGUCACUAGACUAUAGUUCUUUUUGAAACAAGUAUAUUUUGGUACUUGGCCGAACACUUUCUCUUUUUCACCAUUUUGAAAUUGGAAAAUGCGCAUCAAAACACCCGAGUUAUAACAGACUCUGCACUAUCAACACUAGGCCGUCGUCGGUUCCAAAGGUUCAGACAAGUCCUGAAGGCGAAUUUCAUCUCUUCUUGAAAACUCUUGUUUCGAAUAGAAAGAAUCAGUGGAUUCAGAAAAUGAGAGAACUGAUAGACGGUCAUCGUGAUGAUCUCCAAAAUCGAAUAAAAUGGUUCAUGUGCCGCAUCUCCGACAAUAGGACGCAUGAGCUGAACAGUUAUGAAAGGCCACCAACAGAUGCAGAAUGCAAUCACAAUGAAACAUAUUGUAGGUGUAGCUUUUUUGUUCCUGAUGCCAGGCUCAGAACAUACUUGCACAGCCAUUUUAUGGAUCUUCCAGUAACACCACACGAUGAUGAAGGUUCCAGGUACAAAUCCGCAAAUGACGAAAAACAUCAUGUAUGUGAAAUAAUUUAGGCCCGCUUUGCAAACCGGCGCACAUCGCCGUAUUUUCAAGCCAUUUCCUAACGAUCCUACAGUCACCCCGUAAUCCGCCCAGCCGAAGAAUGGAGGAAUUGUUAUCGCGAUCGAAUACACCCAAACAAAUAUGGCAAGCGACGCCAUCUUCUUUUUCGACCAUUUUGUCAUGUGAUGUAGCGGAGCCGCGCAUGCGUAGUAACGGUCCAAACUCACCAAUGCCAAAGCCAUGAUCGUUUGUAUUGCAAAGGUGUUGUACGCUAGAGUGAAAAGUUGGCAAUCUAGUUUGGUAAAUUGUUUCCUGUUAGAUAUGGUUGUAACAAAAUUUAGGAGUGCCAUGAUGACGUCACCGAUUCCGAGACUGACUAUGAAAAUAUAACUCGGGUUGUGAAGAGACUUUCGUUUCGCCACAGUAAAGAAUAAAAUUGCGUUUAGAAUCAGCGAAAGCAAAAAGUUGCCAAAGUUGAUAAAAUAUAAAGUUAUUUCCCACCAGUCAUACCCGGCGUUGAAAGGUAGUGAAAUGUCCGUUGUAUCGUUGUCAGUUUCGUUUAGAGAAGUAUUGAUGUUCAUUGCAAAAUCAAAAGAUGACAUUACUGCACCUUACCCUAAGUGUACUGUAUUUAACACUCUUUUUAACAUAUUAGCACUCAAUUCUACUCUCAGAGACAAGGCAUUGUCGUAGACAGACAGAGUUUUCACAAAAUUGCUAAUUUUGGAAAAAUGGCUCCUGAAUGUACAUGUAUAUGUAGUAUGACAAACGUUUUACCUCAGAUUACAGUUUUUCUUGCCGACGA
Lineus longissimus is the source of this 4067-nucleotide messenger RNA. RefSeq lists its product as uncharacterized. The transcript has 9 exons. The coding region runs from base 44 to 769 and encodes 241 amino acids. The record is from RefSeq and is a predicted model, not a curated record. NCBI's taxonomy places the organism in Eukaryota, Metazoa, Nemertea, Pilidiophora, Heteronemertea, Lineidae.